Molecule: messenger RNA, 1662 nt
Organism: Closterium sp. Naga37s-1
Lineage: Eukaryota; Viridiplantae; Streptophyta; Zygnematophyceae; Desmidiales; Closteriaceae
Source: the annotation of a GenBank genome assembly
AUGUCGACGGCGGCUGGAACCAACGGUGUGGAGGCGGCCGAGACAUCAGGGGCUGAGGCGGCAGUGAUGGCGGGGCCUGAGGCUGUUGCGGUAGCGGCACCCGAAGCGGCUGCUGAUGGGGAGGCGCCGGAGGACGCCGCUGCGGCUGGAACGACGGCGGGGUGUGGGGCGGACCUGGGCCGCGCUGGCGAGACUGCCGCUGCCGUUGGCGACGGCUCAUUUUCACCUUCUGCCACCCCCCAGGGUGCAUCGCGGCUUGCUGAGGAGCGGGGGCCGGUCGCGGAGCAGGGACAGUUAGUGGAGGAGAGGCUGGCGGCAUCUCCGGCACCGGUGGCUGCGGUGGAGAUUGCUGCGGUUGUGACUGCCGCGGCGGCGGACGGAAGACAGGGCCCCGGGAAGAGCGUCGCUGCUCCCGCCGCCCGCGAGAAGAAGGGGAAGAGGCCCCGCGCCCAGCCAGCAGCGAGGCGGCCCGGAGCAGGGCUGGGACCUGGUCCCCCGGGACCCCUCCUGGGCUGGCUGCUGCAAGGGCAGUCGCCACAAGAGCCAACGCGUCCGUCGUCAUCGCGGGGCGGGCCAUCACGACAGGUGGACGCCGACGAAGAGAUUGCCGCCGAUGAGGAGAGCGCGCAGGAACCCGAGAUGCCGCCGCCCACGGAGCCUGGCAACGGUAACCGCGCCACGCCAGCGGCGACGGAGGCGGCAGCUGCAACCGACAAGAUCGCGCCUCCGCAGACUGGCACCAGGCGCUCGGCAAGGCUUGGAGCUAUCACCUGGGGCCCGCCACGUGGCGGGCGAACACCGUGGAUGCCGGCGGGGCGUGGGGGACUCAACGGCGCGGCAGGAACCGCAGGCGGAGCAAGAAGGGGAGCGCAUGAGGGUUUACGUGGCGGACUGAGAGGGGGACGGGGGGGGCGCAACCGUGCCCCAAGAUCCGAUAUCCCGGUUAGGAUAGGACCGUGGCGGGAACGCCACGAUAGGCCGGUAAGGCAGGAAGCGGAAGCAGGAGCGAAUGAGGAGCACGAGGCGUCUGACAACUCCGGGAAUGACCCAGAGUUUAUGGGUGGUGAGGAGGUGGAGUCCGAAGAAAUCUCCUUGGACGAGGAGCAGGAACCUGGUAGGAGAGCCACACAGCACCAAGAGGGAGCAGCGGGGGAAAGCAUCCGGCAAAAUCCGACGGGGGGAGGAGAACCAGCCACGGAGGACACUGAUGUGCCAUCCCCUGCCGAUCUGGCUGGCGAUGACGCCAUCUGGCAGGCUGCGGGGGCUUGGGACGCGGAAAUCCUGCAGAAGGGGGAUCAGCCUUUUCUUGUCCGCCGCUUACCCCCCCAGAUCCUGGACAUAUACAGUCUGUGCAUGCUGGCCGCACUUCAUCGCUUGGACAAGAACCCGAGUUGCCCAGGUGGCUGGUUUGUGUUGCAAUUCCUACCGAGGCUCACUCUCAGGCCCGCCCCGGAACCUGCCUCUGGGAGCCGCUGGGCACACAUCGAGGCGCGCCUGCACAAGUUUCAAAGGGGCGAGUGGGCGGACCUUUUCGAAGCAGCUGGGGUCAUCCCCGACACAGGAGGUCCGAUACGGCACCAGGGGGAUGACGAAGGGUCAAUCGGCUACUCAGCAGCUUCCAAGCUCAAAACGUGCGUGAUUUACUCCUUCCCUGCCGACUGA